Xylona heveae TC161 is the source of this 2677-nucleotide messenger RNA. RefSeq lists its product as hypothetical. The record is from RefSeq and is a predicted model, not a curated record. The transcript is spliced from 2 exons. The coding region runs from base 359 to 2617 and encodes 752 amino acids. Lineage: Eukaryota; Fungi; Ascomycota; Xylonomycetes; Xylonales; Xylonaceae. Gene Ontology annotation, molecular function: DNA binding.
CGAGCAAUAAAUAAAAUCAAUUUCACCCCAUCAUCAAUCAAAUCAAAUCAAUCACUCCGUCGACUCAAUGGAACAAUACCGACCUCCUCUUUUACCUCUCAUCAAUUGUUUCUUGCUAUUGUAGAUGCUCGUUUUUAUUGGCGUUCCCGGUCCUUGUCCCUUUCUUUUUACGCUCUCUUUGCUCACUCCGAGAGGACCAUCAUCACCUUUUUUCGGCAACUAAACACCGAUUUUGUGCUCAUAGGCAUCAGACUCUUUCCUCCCAGACUUAAUUUCUGACUUUAGAAUCAGCAUCUCGCUCCUAAUUACAAAGAUUUUUUCUCCUCUACAUUUGAUCCAAUCUCUGUCUUUUGACGACAUGGAUCAGAAUCUAGCUGUCAAGCGUCCGCGUGGAAGACCUCGCAAAAGUGCGAGUGCAACCAUUGCGCCGGCGCCAAAACCUGCUCGAAUCCUGCCGGGACCUGGACUCAAGCAAAUCCGCAACCGCCGGGCUUCGGCACCAGGUGGUAAGCGGUCAACCGCUGUCUCUCAAGCACAAAAUGGUGAGAGCGAGGCCGCUGAAGACCAAAUUAUUGUUGAUGUUCCAAAAGUCUUGUCACUUAGAACAUCCUACCAAAACGGCAUUUUCAGUGUUUACGGUCUUCCGGUCCAACAUCAACCAUCCCCACCAAAGCUUUCUCCGGUCGCUUCAGAACUGGCAGAUCCAUCUAUCAAUGCAGAGGUCAAAGACCAGCCAGCUGGGUCCGAGGCUCAACGGCCCGAGCUCAAAGCAGGAGACCCGGAGAAUCUAAUCCCGGAAGAAAUCGGCCGUGCUCCAGAUGCAGAGUCGGUCCUGCAAGAACAGCUUCAUUCAUUCUCCUCCUCUUUCUCCCAUCCAAACUUGGGAGACGGAGCUCCUAGAAAUCUCGGCAAUUCUACCGAAGCUUGUCUGGGAAGCAAUAACUCACACUCUACGUCGAUGACGGAUCAGCCAAAGCAAAAUAAAAAUUUUGAAGAUCCUGAUGACACGUCCGACGUAGAUGAUCUAUCUGAUUCAGACCUGCCCCCACCUUUCUCCUCUAGACCCGCCACCGCAACCCUCUACACUGAACCUGCAAGCCAGGAGCAGUCUGAAAGCUCCGAGGACCGCUCGGAGGCGCACAGACUUGUUGCUGAGCAAUGGGAUCCCAUAACUGAUCCGGAGCUUUUUCUCGCAGCUCUUGAAAAUCCAGAGAAGCGUUCAACGAAAGCAUUAUUUGCUAUUGCGGAGAAUGCACAACGCGCAUUAAAAAUAUGGCAGGACGAAUGGAUAAUUUUGGACAAGCGUACCGCUCGAUUCGCUCAACCACCAAGAAAGCCUGCAGAUCCUCGUGCAGUCGAGGCGCCAGUCCGCUUUGAGGACAGAAAGGAGGCAGACCUCUACGGUUACAAGUAUGACCCGGAUCCAAAGAAAGAAGGAAAACAGGAUCCGGAGAAACAGCGACAUGGAAGAGUGGUUGGCGGACGUGAACUCCGCAAGCUCAAAGCGAGUCUCGCUGGCAAAGGCCUUGAAGGAGCAGGUGAUCCAAAUGCCAUUGUCGAAGGAAAGCGAGCUCGUCGUCAGCGACAAGCCUUUGAUGGUCUUGUCACGGCCGGAACUCGACCGAGGUACGCGGCUGAGGAAGGACUCAAGUUUUCUACCGAGAUGGUGGAAGAGUCCGCGCUGCCACGGAAACGGGGUCGUCCCAAGAAGGAGCCAAUUCCGGCGCGAGUUCGAGCUGUUCGAGAAGAAAGUUUGUUUCCAUCUACGACCAGCACCGAAGGCGAAAUGGAGGCAGAAACCGAUAGGGACACGCUGGCUUCCACGGCCGCGACUCCCACCCCGCCACCACAACCGCCGAUUGUGAAGCGGCGAGGACGUCCUCCAAAGGGUGCACUUGCCCCGCAAUCCGAAGGGGUAGAGAAGAAACGAGCAGCAAAAGCGUCGAAACGAAGUCGCUCGAUGAAGAAGUGGUGGGAUGCCAGAAAGGCUGCGGCAUUAGCUAAAGCAAAGGAGGCUGAGGCAGGAGAUACCAACGGCACCGGAGGGGCCAGUGACGCUCCACCUUCCAUACAUACCAGUGGGCUCAACCUGACUGCCGCCAGCUCCACUGAAACUUCAGUCUCUCCUAUCAGCCAGGCUGCUCCACUACUUCAAGAGGAGAGCGGUCAAAGCUCCGAAAUCAGCAUCGUGCCUUCUAUGAAAGGUAGGCGUCCCGUAGCUAAGCCGAAGAGCUUGCUUGGUCGAAGCACAAAGCUUUCUUCUUCAUCUUCUUCUGAAAACUCACGCACAGCCGCUGCACCUGUCACGACUGGGCCGGAAAUUAGACGCUCUUCAAGCCCUCGUGGCUUGACCGAAUACGAACAAUAUCAAAAGCUUUCAACCCCGGGACAGGACAGCGAUCUAGGCAAGAGGAAGCGAAAGUCCACAACCAACUUGAAUCCUACCUACGAACUUGCUGUCAAAAAGCAAAAGAUGGCAUUCGAAGAAGGAGCAGGGCUUGGAGAUCUGAGUCGAGCUACCAGUCGUGGUGCGGAGUCUGAUGUAGAAGGCGGAGAGACAGGUGUCACCAGCACCGAAGUCGAUGAUGAUGACGGCGAUGAGUGGGACGGAGACUGAUUGUCUGUCUUCAAUCAUUUUUUUACACAAUAUGUACAAAAGCAGCUGCCAUCGCGGGCC